Messenger RNA from Auanema sp. JU1783, 1029 nucleotides. The record is from the annotation of a GenBank genome assembly. Lineage: Eukaryota; Metazoa; Nematoda; Chromadorea; Rhabditida; Rhabditidae.
AUGGUAAUGCGACGGAAGUCUGUCCAUUACGGCGAUUUGGACCUUAACCGGAUUAUCAAUACAUUAGUUCAGGUGAAGCCAUGGCAAAAAACUGUUGACAUAUCUGAAAAUGAGAUGAGAAUGAUUUGUGUCCUCUCGCGACAAAUUUUUAUGAAUCAGCCUAUGCUUCUGGAAUUGGAACCGCCACUUAAGAUUGCUGGAGACAUACACGGACAAUAUUCUGAUUUGCUGAGAUUAUUCCAUCUGUCUGGUUUUCCUCCCGAAUCGAAUUAUCUAUUUCUUGGAGACUAUGUAGAUCGUGGACCGAAAAGCAUUGAAACAAUUGUUCUUUUGCUAUGUUACAAGAUCAAGUAUCCCAAUAACUUCUUUUUGUUGCGUGGAAAUCAUGAAGUUGCUAAUCUCAAUAGGAUUUAUGGCUUUUAUGAUGAAUGCAAACGAAGAUACAGUAUCAAGUUAUGGAAGACGUUCCAGGAUGUUUUCAAUUGUAUGCCCGUAGCAGCUCUUAUAGAUAACAAAAUAUUUUGCUGUCAUGGAGGACUUUCUCCAACACUUCGCUCAUUGGACCAAUUGAAGAGAAUUUCACGGCCAUGUGAUGUGCAUGAAACAGGAUUACUCUGUGAUAUCCUGUGGUCUGAUCCGGAUGCGAGUGUAGUUGGUUGGGCUCCUAAUGAACGAGGAGUAUCUUAUGUCUUUGGAGUUGAUGUAUUAGCACAAUUUUUACAAAAAAUGGAUUUAGAUAUAGUUGUUAGAGGACAUCAAGUAGUCGAAGAUGGUUACGAAUUCUUCGGAAGAAGAGGUCUUGUCACUAUUUUCUCGGCACCCAAUUACUGUGGAGAGUUCGAUAAUGCUGGAGCUGUAAUGAACGUGGAUGAAAAUCUUCUUUGCUCAUUCCAAAUUCUGAAACCUCUGCAGAUGCUGGAGACGAAAGAAAAACAAAACUCAUUUGCUAAUGGCUUAGCAAAUCUUGUAAAUAUUCGAAUUGAACCAAAAACUCAACAACAAAAAAGGUUUCGCCGCGGAGUUCUGUGA